Messenger RNA from Beauveria bassiana ARSEF 2860, 738 nucleotides. RefSeq lists its product as uncharacterized. Bases 1 to 738 code for a protein of 245 amino acids. The record is from RefSeq and is a predicted model, not a curated record. The transcript has a single exon. NCBI's taxonomy places the organism in Eukaryota, Fungi, Ascomycota, Sordariomycetes, Hypocreales, Cordycipitaceae.
AUGAAAUACACCGUCCUCCUUCUUGGCGCUGGGACUAUUGUCUCCGGCUUGCCCCAGGUCUCAUCUCUUCCAAAGCUUCCCUUCAAGCCCGCUCCAGAGGGUUCAGGCUCCGAAUGCCCGUAUCGCAAUGGCGGGUACGACGAAGACGAAUGCGGCACCAAGAGAUACUGCAAUGCCAUUGGAGCUUUCGGUAAAAACGCGACCAUUUUCAAGACCAAGCCCGUCUGGGACACCAUCGAGGCCUGCACCGCCGCGCACGAGCCGGAGCCCGAGCAGGAGCUCCUCCCCUUUGACUUUGGCCACUCCGUAGAUGCCGACUGCGCUAAUCGCGGCUUGACUGAGAGCGGUUGCGGCACCAAGUUCUACUGCGAGCAAAUUGAUGAAAUUGUCGAGUUCGAAAAGUCAAGAGGCAAAGAUCUGCUUGGCGAAGAUAAUGAGCAGACAGAGGACACCCGUUUCAAGAGCACUGAUGAGUGCUUCAAGGCUCACGUCCCCGAGCCCAAGGACCUGCCCUUCUUGGAGGCCGACGAGAACAACUUCUGUGGCUCCCGUGGAGAUGAAUCCGAAGAGACAUGCGGCACCAGCGCUUUCUGCGACUUGUUCGUUGGAGAGAAACGCCAGGCGUUAGGUUCGCCCUACAUCUGGAGCCGACAGGAUUGCUUGAAUGCUCACCAGAAAAAUCCCGCCGCCCCCGCGCCGACUUCUGUUUCCAACCGUCUCCCGGAGAACCGGUCUUAG